GAACGACCAUAUCGCUGUGCCGUUUGUGCUAAGACCUUCUCACAGCCGGCCGUAUACAAUGAGCAUGUGAAACGGCACACCGGCGAGAAGCCUUACACUUGCUCCGUGUGUGCCAAAGGCUUCCCACGGGCAGCUCGGCUUGCCGUACAUAUGCGAGUACAUACCGGUGAGCGACCCUAUGCCUGCUCGGCCUGCGAUCGCAAGUUCAGCCAGCCUCAUCACUUAGCCGCGCACAUGUGA
Messenger RNA from Protopolystoma xenopodis, 240 nucleotides. The record is from the annotation of a GenBank genome assembly. NCBI's taxonomy places the organism in Eukaryota, Metazoa, Platyhelminthes, Monogenea, Polystomatidea, Polystomatidae.